Molecule: messenger RNA, 423 nt
Organism: Coniophora puteana RWD-64-598 SS2
Lineage: Eukaryota; Fungi; Basidiomycota; Agaricomycetes; Boletales; Coniophoraceae
Exons: 6
Coding region: 1-423 (140 amino acids)
Biological process (GO): transmembrane transport; carbohydrate transport
Cellular component (GO): membrane
Molecular function (GO): carbohydrate:proton symporter activity
Source: RefSeq, a predicted model, not a curated record
AUGGAGAAGGUUGGUCGUCGCACACCUCUCAUAGUAGGUGAUAUCUGGCAGUCUGCGUGGCUAGUCGUGUUCGCGUCUGCCGGAACCGCUGAGGAUCCGACGCACAACCAAGGCAUUGGCAAGCUCAUGAUUGUUUCCGCUUGCAUGUUCAUUUUGGGUUACGCCAUGACAUGGGCACCCGGUGUAUGGAUUCUCAUCCGCCAGUCUGUCGACCGCCGCGCCAACUGGGUGUGGAACUUCCUCCUCGCUUUCUUCACGCCCUUCAUCACGAAGGCAAUCGACUACCGCUAUGGCUACGUUUUCGCCGCGUGCAGCUUGACCGGUGCGGUCGUCGUCUACCUCUUCCUGUACGAAUCGUCCGACCUCACGCUCGAGGCCGUCAACAUGCAUUACAUUGUCUUUUACCAAGUAUUGAAGCAAUGA